AUGAAGCUCGUCAGAUUUUUGAUGAAAUGCGCCAACGAGACGGUGACAAUCGAGCUCAAGAAUGGCACCAUCGUCCACGGCACAAUCACGUCCGUCUCCCCACAAAUGAACACGGCUCUGCGCAACGUAAAGAUGACCCCCAAGGGUCAGGACCCGGUCCAGCUCGAUGCCAUGAACAUCAGGGGCUCUACCGUCCGGUACUACAUCCUGCCCGACUCCUUGCCGCUUGAUACGCUGCUCAUCGACGACGCGCCAAAACCGAAGAACAAGGCGCGCAAGGAGGCCGAUCGUGGAGCAGGUGGUGGCAUGCGCGGAGGCCGCGGCGGAAGGGGCGGCGGUCGCGGGAGAGGGGGAGGCCGCGGCCGGGGCUUUGGCCGGGGGCGGUAG
This is a messenger RNA of Diaporthe batatas, 387 nucleotides long. RefSeq names its product mRNA splicing protein SMD1. The coding region runs from base 1 to 387 and encodes 128 amino acids. The record is from RefSeq and is a predicted model, not a curated record. Gene Ontology annotation, molecular function: RNA binding. Lineage: Eukaryota; Fungi; Ascomycota; Sordariomycetes; Diaporthales; Diaporthaceae. Gene Ontology annotation, biological process: RNA processing; spliceosomal snRNP assembly. The transcript has 3 exons. Gene Ontology annotation, cellular component: precatalytic spliceosome; commitment complex; U5 snRNP.